AUGAACACCAAACCAUUCUUGCAAAACUCCCAAGUGAUUUGGCCCGGUCCCGGAAAGUACAUGAUCAAGCAUCCGAGGUUCGUGAUCAUCACGCACACCUGCACGGCGGCGGCUCCCGGCCGGCCGAACGACUCCCUCAUCAGGCCGGCGUAUGUCCUGGCGUCGCCGGAGUACGUGAACCUCAGCAUGAAAUCCACCGACACCUCCACUAAUAAUCCGAUCAGUACAAUCAUCGCCAGCGCCGGCGCCACGCCCAGCACCUUGAGGGUCGCCGGCACGGACAUGAUCCCGGCACCGAUUAUGCUCGUCGACACGUUGAAUACCGCCCCUGCCAGCGACGGCUGCCUCUCCUCCGACGGAGGGCGGUCGGGGAGGAGGGGCGACUCAGCUCCGCAUGCUUUUGCUGUCAACAACGGCAUUUUCGUGGCGGAGAUGGUGGGUCGGGAUUUGGGUUAUUUGUGGGGAUUGUUUUUUGCUCACACUGGAAAAGCAAUAGAUCCGUAU
Messenger RNA from Striga asiatica, 504 nucleotides. The record is from the annotation of a GenBank genome assembly. NCBI's taxonomy places the organism in Eukaryota, Viridiplantae, Streptophyta, Magnoliopsida, Lamiales, Orobanchaceae.